GUACGAAAUAUAAAAAACGAAAUAAAAUAAAUAAAAUAAGCUGAGAUCAACAUUAACAAAUUGUCAAUCUUAAAUAAGAAUAUCUUGAAAAUGCCAGAUGAGUUGUUGAAAAUCACCUAUCAGCGCUCUGACGUGGCUGGACUCUAGAACGACGGAGAGUCCUGUGAUAUAUGAAAUAAAUAUAUGCGAAAAUUUAUGUAAUACCGUUUGUUUCAAAAAACACAAACAUAAAAACUAGUGUGCAAAUAACUCCACCAUCAACAAAACAAAGCAGUAUUCGUUUGAAAUCAUCAUAUUCUUUUAUUGCAAAAAGUAUUAGUUAAUGUAAAAUAGGAUGCUGCCCAGUUUGGAUACCUUAAUGCGGUGCUCGAAGCGCGUUCUGCAAUCGCCUCUGGAGGCGACGGCAACCGCCAAUCUCCAGAUGCGGAAUGGACACAGCAAAGCCCCGGCCGGCAGCAUCUACGGCCCCUUCACGCCCGACAAUGAUCUCAGCUGCUCCGGACGGGGUGACUGCGUGAACCACACCUGUGUCUGCGACAUUCGUUAUGCCGGCGAUGAGUGCAACUUCUUCAAUCUGCCGUACUAUGCCGGCAUCUCCACCGUCUUCUAUGUGGUGGCCCUCGUCUCUGUCAUUCAGCUGCUCAUCUGCAUUGUGGCCGAGUACCAGCGUCUCAAGCAGCCCUCCAUUCUCAGGGCCUGUCGCAUCACCACACAGAAGCUGCUCUACUUUAUGGUCUUUGUGGCGGCCUCCCUGCGCGGGGCCUACUUUACCACACCGUUGGAUUUACAGCCUCAAUGGGCCGUAACACUGAUGUCCGCCUACUAUCCAUUGCUGAUGACCUGCGCCUCCCUGAUUGUCUGCAUGUGGGCCGAGAUCUUUCACCUGCGCGACAUUCGCUGGGAGAAGUCGCAGUUCCUGUCGAAGAGUUUCCUCGGCUUUGUGGCCUUCAACUUUUUCCUGUACAGCCUGUUUGGAAUUGAGGUCUUCAGCUCGCUGAUCAAUGCGGAGCGGCGGGACUACGCGCACAUAUUCAAUGGCUGCUAUGCCGUUCUGCUGCUGAUCGUUGUCGUCUUCUUUCUCAUUUACGGCGUGGAGGUGUUCUUCAAGCUGCGCGGCGGCUUUGUCUACGACCAAACGGGCAAGAUUCUGGGUCCCAGCGAGGCGAUUGUGAAUGCCUCACAGCUCCACCAGUCACGCUUCGGACUGCUCAGUCAGGCGGUAAUGCUCAUCGUGAUUGUUGGCUUUCUCACCUCCGAAACUCUGGGCGAUUUCUGGAAGACCAAGGUUCCUGUGAACUCUCGCAACUGGCAUGACAUCAUUUUCCGUAUUGCUGAGAUUGGCGUUGCUCUGUGGUUCCCCUGCUGCCUGUGGAACUCGAUGGCGCCCGAACAGCUCUGGAUACUGAAUCCGCGCAAGUUGCUCUCCCGCCAGAUUGAUCCGUCGAUACCCACGUUGAAUGCCGAAACCAAUAAGCUCUCGCCCGAGGAGGGUCAGUCAUUUCUGGCGAAAAAGGAUUGCUGGAUAUGCUACGACAAUGACAAGCCCGAGCCCUUAAUUCAGCCCUGCCGCUGCACUGGCGACGUUAGCUCUGUCCAUCACGAGUGCCUCAAACGCUGGCUGGUCGAGAGCUGCAGCAAAACGGAGGCCCAGCUGUCCUGCAAGGUGUGCGGCCAUCCCUACGAGAUAGAAAAGUCCAAAAAACUCGAGUGGGACAAGGGCUUUACCAUCCAGCACUGGUCCAAGACGGUGAUACUGAUCACUCUGAUGUGCGUGACGGGCGCCGCUGCCUGGGUGGUUAUCCAGAUGUAUGUGGACCCUCUGGUGCGAGUCAUGACCGUCGGCGUGGCCGUGCUCAUUGGCUAUGUGUGUGUCAAGUGUCUGGGUGAGAAUACCGUGGUGGCCUAUCAGCGUGCCAAAGUUAGCUCCAUCAAUAUUGUGACCAGCUCGGAGAUGGAGAAGCUUCACACCAUUUGCGAGGAUGUUAGCGCUGCCAGUACAUCGGCAGCGGCAGCACGAACUGGCGCUGCCUCUUAAUAGGUUGAGGGAGGAGGAAAGAGCGUACAUGCCAUAAGGAGAGUCAGCAGCGCAGUUGAGCAGAACUUACAGACAUUAUUACUUACUUAUUUGCAUCUAGUUUAGAAUGCGUUUUAUGCACACAUUUUGCUCAAUCCACAUCACACAUAACCUUCCCUCAAACGUGUACAUAAAAAGUAAGAAAGAUGAUGCCCAACGUAGUGAGUAGAAAAGUAGUUACCGAGUCAAUUGUGUCUCUCAAAUUAUCAUGCAGAUUUCAAGCAGUGGAAAUGUAUUACAAGAAGCCAAAUAUUAUUAGUCUCUAAGCAUAUAAGCCAGUAUCACACUUACACGAAAAAAACAGAAACAGAAACAGAUAGAAACGUCUUGAGAUUAUGAACGCGUUGCCAAGUAGCCUGAAAAGAGCGAGCCGAGAGCGAAGAGUA
Molecule: messenger RNA, 2460 nt
Organism: Drosophila subobscura
Lineage: Eukaryota; Metazoa; Arthropoda; Insecta; Diptera; Drosophilidae
Exons: 6
Coding region: 335-2035 (566 amino acids)
Molecular function (GO): zinc ion binding
Source: RefSeq, a predicted model, not a curated record